This is a messenger RNA of Striga hermonthica, 801 nucleotides long. Lineage: Eukaryota; Viridiplantae; Streptophyta; Magnoliopsida; Lamiales; Orobanchaceae. The record is from the annotation of a GenBank genome assembly.
AUGUGGACUGCACGAGCUGGAAAUUUCCACCGAGAUUUCGACGUAACGGGCCAUGCGAAAAUCCUCGAAACCGGACAACUCCUCACUCUUUCACUCGACAAUAACUCGGCGUCAGGUUUCCAAUCGAAAAACGAGUACUUGUUUGGGAAGAUCGAUAUGCAGAUCAAGCUCGUCCCCGGAAAUUCAGCUGGCACUGUCACUGCCUACUAUUUAUCUUCACAAGGUAGAUUGCACGAUGAGAUAGAUUUCGAGUUCUUGGGGAAUUUAAGCGGCGAGCCUUAUGUUGUACACACUAAUGUUUACACUGAGGGAAAGGGUAAUAGAGAACAACAAUUCUAUCUGUGGUUUGAUCCGACUGAAGAUUUUCACACUUACUCCAUUGUCUGGAAUCCCAAGAGGAUCAUUUUCUCAGUAGAUGGAAGUCCUAUUAGAGAAUUCAACAACUCGGAAUCUCCCACUAUUCCGUUCCCGGAAAACCAGCCGAUGCGAAUCUACUCGAGCCUGUGGAAUGCCGAUGAUUGGGCGACCAGAGGUGGGCUCGUCAAGACAGAUUGGAGCCAGGCUCCAUUCACGGCUUUCUACGCAAACUUUAGUGCAGAUGAUGCCUGUGUUUGGUCUUCCUCUACUUCGUCUUCCACUUGCUAUCCUAAUUCGAGCUUGUGGCUGAAUCAAGAACUGGAUAUCGUGAGCCAGGAGAGAUUGAGAUGGGUGCGCCAGAAUUACAUGAUAUAUAACUACUGUGCUGAUCCCAUGCGUUCUCCACAGGGUUACCCUCCCGAGUGUGAGACUGACUUACAUUAA